CAAUAGGGGGAGGAGCCAGCAGAGUAAGGAUGCUGUCAGGUUGCCGUGGUUUCAGCCUCUCGUUUCUUGUGGCGACCAUCGUCAGGGAUGUGUGUGUGUGAGGGUGAAGGGUGUGUGAGUGUGACUGUGUGUGUGUGUGUGUGUGUGUGCAUUUGAGUGGUGGUUAUUGCAACUGUAAGGAUAUAUGAAUGAAGAAAGGCGAAGAGGAAGGAAAGGAAGGACGGGGGAGGAAAGUGGCAUUGAAGGGUGGAUCUGGAUUAACGUCGAUGCAGACAAAAAAAUCUGUCAUUUCCUCUGAGCUGCAGAGAUCUGAGAGGACAACAGAAGCCUCAUCACUCCAUCUUUGUUCCUGCAGAGAGAGGACUGAAGGAGGGAAGGAAGGAGUCGAGGACCAAAAGGGGGAAAGAAAGGAGGACUGAAACAAGGAAAAAAUAAUAGGAAGCAGGGAAGGAAAUAGGAUCGAAUCAGGGAAGGAGGGAGAGUAGGAGGAAGAGGGAGUCUGAGUCCUUGCUGGUCAUCAGGCUAACAUCACCUGAACUGUCUUGCUUCUGCUCUGAGGCUUCCUGGUUGAACUGAACAAGAUGUGAGGAGAUGUUACACAAGCCAGCGUUGCUGCUUUCCAGCUUCUAACCAGUCUUAAGGUCAUUAGGGAGUCAUGACAUCACAGGAGGAGGGAUCUUCAUUCAGGAGGUUUUUCCAAUACGUGGAGGACAGUGGACUUCGAAUAUACGAUGGUCUGGUGAUCCAAAACGCCUCCGACAUUGCUAGAGAGAGCGACCGCAUUCGCAACCAGACCAAUUGGACCUACCUGCAUGAAAAACACCAGAAAAAAAGACGGCAGGAAGAAAGCAUCAAGAGGAUUGGUGAGGAUGUUGCCGCGGCCUCGGAUGGGGCGUACUCUGGGAAACACUUCAGGAUGGGUUUCAUGACGAUGCCAGCUCCACAGGACCGAUUGCCCCCAGCCAACCAGGGCUUCACCGUCAGAUCGCAGUCCCUCCACUCAGUGGGUGGAGGAGAAGAUGACUCCAGCAGCAGCCGCAAACAACCCCCACCCAAACCUAAGAGAGAUCCCAACACCAAAUUGAGCAGCAGCUCCGAAACUGUGGAUGGGGGUGGAGUUACAAGAAGAGACCACCAAGACACCAAAGAGAAGCUAGAACAGGCUGAAGCUCAAUGUUUCCUGCACUCUGAAGAUGCCUCCAAGAAGAUGCCUCCACCUAAACCCAAAAGGAAUCCCAACACUCAGCUCAGCACCUCCUUUGAUGAGUGCUACAUCCGUAACCAUGGCAACAAGAAGUCUUCCUUGCAGUGGGACAAAUCUUCAUCCCAAAGUCAGAGUCCAGUAUCCAGGGACACAGACGAAGAGGAGCCAGUUUACAUUGAGAUGGUGGGAAACAUCCUGCGAGGGCUGAAAGGUCAGGAAGCAGAGGAGGACGACCAGAAUGAAUCGGUGUACGAGGAGAUGAAGUACCCAAUGCUGGAAGACUUUCUGCAGGACACAAAUGCUGCCAUCAUUGACCCUGAAGCUUGGUCAUCCCGCGGCUCACUCUGUGACAUUCCUCCACCUUUCCCAAAUCUCCUGACUCACCGCCCACCACUGCUCAUCUUCCCACCUGCCCCCGCUCAGUGCUCCCCAAACUCAGAUGAGUCCCCCCUCACCCCUUUGGACGUCACACGCCUCCCCAUGUUAGAAAACGUCUCCUACAGCAAGUCGGGCAGUGUUGAACAGCCGCAGAGCUCCACUCACUACCGCAAAGAACGAGACCGGGACAUGCCCUCCACUCAUACCAUCACAUCUUCUGGUCGCUCCUCAGCUCCACCUCUCCCCUCCAGCCUUUACAAGUCAUCCAGCACCACACACGGUGGUCACGGUUACCCCCGCAGCCAAUCAGCAUGCCCAUCUCCUGUCAGCAUGGGACGCUCGCUAACACCUCUGAGCCUGAAGAGGCCACCACCGUAUGACACCCUGAUGGCAGGAGGAAGUAUGCCUCGCUCUUCAUCUUCAUCUUCAUCAUCUUCACACAGGGCAGGUGAAGGAGGGGCUAAACUCAGUAACUCCUCCUCCACACAUGGGUCCAUGCAGAACAUGUCCGUGAGGUCACAGACUCCAACAAGUCCACUAGACGAACUCAACAACCUGUUUGCAUCAGGUAGACAGGUGAUGAAGAGGGGAUCAGGAGGGAGGAAGAGCAGGGAGGGUGAAG
This is a messenger RNA of Haplochromis burtoni (Burton's mouthbrooder), 2204 nucleotides long. Its product is annotated as neuronal tyrosine-phosphorylated phosphoinositide-3-kinase adapter 2. Lineage: Eukaryota; Metazoa; Chordata; Actinopteri; Cichliformes; Cichlidae. The record is from RefSeq and is a predicted model, not a curated record. Gene Ontology annotation, biological process: neuron projection morphogenesis; phosphatidylinositol 3-kinase/protein kinase B signal transduction.